GGCCCGGGGAGUUCCUCGCUGCCUUGUAAGGAGCGCGGCCGCCACAGGGCCCGGCGCCCUCCCCCGCUGCCCGCCCCGGCUCUCCCCCGCCGGCAGGGAAGGCAGGAGCCGCGAGCGGUCUGCCCGUCCCCAACUCUCUCCCCUUCUUUCCUGCUCUCCCUCCAGGAGCCCCCACCCCGCCUGCCUCCCUCCGCCUCCUCCUUCUGCUCCGCAAUCAGGGGAAUAAAUCAGGGAAGGACACGCACACGCAGGGAGUGAGCGGAGAUCUGUUACAAAAGUAGCCCUGAUGGCGGCGGAUCAGAUGGAGCUGGAGCUGCUGCUGGAGUAGCGGAGAGUAGAGUAUCUCUCUCUUCUCUGUUCCUCGUCUUCCCCCUCUCCACCCACAGAUCUCCAUCGUUUCUCCUCCUCCUUCCCACCCUCGGCCGCGCUCCCGCUUCUCCGCACAUCUCUGGGCUGCGCCUCCUGCGAGGGGGCGGGUGGGGGGAGCGGAGGAGGCUUUAAAAAACAACGGCCCCCCCCGCACCACCACACACACAAUAAUUGAAUUUAUUAUUAUUGCCGUCUCGCCGACUUGGGGAAGGGGGAUCGAUCUUCGAUCAGGAAGAUGGCUGCUGGCUGGCUGCUAGUCUUUAGCCUGACACUUUUCCAGUCCCUGGUGAUGAACCACUCCUCGGAGGGACCCUUCCCUUCUGCCACCACGAUAAAAUCAUGGGUAGAUAAGAUGCAAGAAGAUCUCGUAACAUUAGCACGAACUGCAAGUGGAGUGGACCAUCUUGCUGAGAUUUAUUUGCAAAACAGGAAUUUGUAUACUGUAGAAGCCAACAACCCUCGUCAGCUAGUGGAAAUUGCAGCCAGAGACAUUGAAAAACUUCUGAGCAACAGGUCUAAAGCCUUGGUGCGCCUUGCUAAAGAAGCAGAAAAGUACCAAGCAUCACAUCAGUGGAGGGAUGAGUUUGGGAAUAAUGAUAUAAUCUAUUACAAUGCAAAAGAUGAUCAGAAUGAUCCUGAAAAGAAUGACACUGAAUCUGGCAGCCAGAGAAUCAGACCAGUAUUUGAAGAAGAUCCUGUUUUCCGACGGCAAACAUCUUACCAACAUGCAGCAGUCCACAUUCCAACAGAUAUUUAUGAAGGCUCAACAAUAGUGUUAAAUGAACUCAACUGGACUGCAGCGUUGGAUGAUGUAUUCAAGAGGAACAGAGAAGAAGACCCCACUUUAUUAUGGCAGGUUUUUGGUAGUGCAACUGGCCUCGCUAGGUAUUACCCAGCUUCCCCAUGGGUAGAUAAAAGUCGAACUCCAAACAAAAUAGAUCUGUAUGAUGUUCGCAGACGACCCUGGUAUAUUCAAGGAGCUGCAUCUCCCAAAGACAUGCUUAUUUUAGUUGAUGCGAGUGGGAGUGUCAGUGGAUUGACACUGAAGCUGAUCCGCACCUCGGUCAUUGAGAUGUUAGAGACCUUGUCUGACGAUGACUUUGUGAAUGUAGUUUCAUUCAACAAUAAUGCUCAGAAUGUCAGUUGCUUUAAUCAUCUUGUCCAAGCUAAUGUGAGGAACAAGAAGAAGCUGAAAGAAGCUGUGUAUAAAAUCUCUGCUAAAGGAAUUACAGAUUACAAAAAAGGCUUUAGCUAUGCUUUUGAACAGCUGCUAAAUCACAGUGUCUCUAGAGCUAACUGCAAUAAGAUUAUUAUGUUGUUUACGGAUGGUGGUGAAGAAAGAGCACAAGAAAUUUUCCAUAAAUAUAAUGAAGACAAAAAAGUACGUGUGUUUACAUUUUCUGUUGGUCAACAUAAUUAUGACAAAGGACCCAUACAGUGGAUGGCCUGUGAAAAUAAAGGUUACUAUUAUGAAAUUCCAUCCAUUGGAGCCAUAAGAAUAAACACCCAGGAAUAUCUGGAUGUUUUGGGAAGACCAAUGGUUUUAGCUGGAGAGAAAGCCAAACAAGUCCAAUGGACAAAUGUCUAUCUGGAUGCUCUGGAGCUGGGCCUUGUGAUUACAGGAACUCUACCUGUCUUCAAUCUAACAAAGGAACAAAAUGGGAAAAUAAAUCAGCUGAUUCUUGGAGUAAUGGGGGUUGAUGUCUCUUUGGAGGAUAUAAAAAAACUGACACCCCGAUUUACGCUUUGUCCAAACGGAUACUAUUUUGCAAUUGAUCCUAAUGGGUAUGUGCUACUUCAUCCAAAUCUCCAACCAAAGAAUCCUAAAUCCCAGGAGCCUGUUACACUGGAUUUUCUAGAUGCUGAAUUGGAAAAUGAUAUUAAAGUUGAGAUUCGGAAAAAAAUGAUAGAUGGAGAAAGUGGAGAAAAAACAUUUGAAACACUUGUCAAGUCCCAAGAUGAGAGAUAUAUUGAUAAAGGAAACAGAACAUAUACCUGGACUGCUGUGAAUGGCACUGAUUACAGUUUGGCAUUGGUAUUACCAUCAUACAGCUUUUAUUAUAUUAAAGCCAAAAUAGAAGACCCAAUAACUCAAGCCAGAUAUUCUGGAGAGAUAAUUGGAAAUGGUACUUAUUCAGAAACACUGAAGCUUGAUCAUUUUGAUGAAGCUGGCUAUACAUUUAUAGCACCAAGAGAAUACUGUAAUGAUAUAAAAAAAUCAGAAAACAACACUGAAUUUCUGUUAAAUUUCAAUGAAUUUAUUGACAGAAACACUCCAAGCAGUCCAUCCUGUAAUACUGAUAUGGUCAUUAGAGUUUUGCUGGAUGCAGGCUUUACAAAUGACCUUGCCCAAAAUUAUUGGAGUAAAAUGUCUUUUGAUGGAGUUGUUGCACAAUUUGUUGUUACAGAUGGUGGAAUUACUAGAGUGUUCCCAAAAAGGGCAGGAGACGAUUGGUUGGAAAAUGCUGAAACUUAUGAAGUGAGCUUCUAUAAACGGAGUUUAGAUAAUGACAACUAUAUUUUCACAGCUCCGUACUACAACAAAAGUGGUGCCAAUAGCUAUGAAGCAGGUAUUAUGGUAAGCAAGGCUGUGGAAAUAACAAUUAAUGGGAAGCUUCUGAAACCAGCAGUUGUUGGAAUAAAAAUUGACGCAACCAGCUGGAUGGAAAAUUUCACAAAAACCACAAUCAAGAGCCUGUGCAACAGUGAAAUCUGUGGCUGUGAGAGAAACAGUAUGCACGUGGACUGUGUUAUCCUUGAUGAUGGUGGAUUUCUUUUGAUGUCAAAUCGGGAUGAAUAUACACAACAGAUUGGAAGAUUCUUUGGUGAAAUUGAUCCUGGCCUGAUGCGAAACCUGAUUAACAUGUCCCUGUAUGCCUUUAACAAGUCGUAUGACUAUCAGUCAGUCUGCGAUCCUGAAGAAGAACCAAAGCAAGGAGCUGGACUUCGUUCUGCUUACGUGCCUACAAUAACAGAUAUUUUGCAUCUCGGAUGGUGGGCUUCAGCAGCUGCCUGGUCUAUCUUACAGCAACUGUUUCUGAGCUUGACUUUUCCACGUUUCCUUGAAGCAGCUGAUAUGGAAGAUGAAGAUUUUGGUGCCACCCUGCCUAAAACAAGCUGUAUCACAGAGCAAACUCAGUAUUUCUUUGAAAAUGAUGACAAAUCCUUUGGUGGGAUAGUAGACUGCAUAAACUGCUCCAGACUUUAUCACGCAGAGAAGAUUUCAAACACUAAUCUAGUGUUCAUUAUUAGUGACAGCCAACUGCUGUGCCGCUCCUGUGACCCAAAGCCACUGAUGCAAGCUGAGAAGCCGGAUGAAGGGCCAAAUCCUUGUGAAAUGGUCAAACAACCUAGGUACAGAAAGGGUCCUGAUGUCUGUUUUGAUGAAGCCAAACAGGAAGAUUCGGCCGACUGCGGUGGUGUCUCUGGUCUGAGUCCAUCACUGUGGUCUAUGGUAGGAAUUCAGUUGGUCCUGCUUUGGCUGUUAUCUGGCAGCAGACACUGCCAGUUAUGACCUUGUUAAACCAAAACCUGCAUAACUUAAUCAAGACCUGGCCAAAACGAUAGCCUCAGUUUAAUUUUAAAAAGGGUCAGCUAUUCAGACAGCAGCAGAACAGCAGUGCUUGUGUCUGGUUACUUGUUGUGAGACUUAUAAAGGCACCCACAGUGGCUGCAUGUUGGAGUGUCGGAUCCUUAAACGUGUGUGAAUGCUGCAUCAUCUAUGUCAUCUGAACAGAAUUCUAGACGUGCUCCAUUGGGGAAUCUAAGAUUAUUUUUUGUUUGUUUGUUGUUGUAAUCUUGAUGACUUCAUGUAAAAGGGCUCCCCUAACAAUAGCUUAUGCAUCUGAUUUUCAUUUCUUUUAAGCUUUGGAUAUCUUGAAGAUUUAUAUUCUUUUACGUGAACAGUUAUUAAAAAAAAAAAAGAGAACGUGCUCCCCAAUAUACAUUACUAGCACCAUGAUGGCUGCUUUGAACAUCAGUUCUGUCCAAACUAGUUGAGUAAAAUGAAAAUAUUGGCUAGUCUUCAUGAGAAGUUCAGCAUGAUUGAAAUGCUUUAUGAUGAGUGGUUUAUUCUUCCAAAAUGAAUCACGUAGCCAGCUAAGUUUUGGUAGGUUGAUAAAUUUUUAGAAGGAAGGAAGGGAGGGAGGGAGGGAGGGAGGGAGGGAGGAAGGAAGGAAG
Phalacrocorax carbo (great cormorant) is the source of this 4548-nucleotide messenger RNA. The record is from RefSeq and is a predicted model, not a curated record. NCBI's taxonomy places the organism in Eukaryota, Metazoa, Chordata, Aves, Suliformes, Phalacrocoracidae.